AUGCACUUCCUGGACGGGCGGGCUGGAGCUUUCACGUUCUCAUUGAAAAAUCCUCCUCUUGUUCACGACGAGCGCAAGCCAGCAUGGCGGUCGGCGCAACGGAAGUGGUACAACAAUCGGCGACUCAUUACUCUGCAUGCGUGGAUCGUUCUCUUCAUCAUCAUCUCUUCUGCCAAUGGAUUCGACGGCAGUCUCAUGAAUAACUUUCAAUCGCUGUGGCAAUGGGAAGGCUACUUCAACAACCCGUCUGGGUCUCUCCUGGGCGCUCUUAGUGCUAUGCAGAAUAUAGGCUCGCUUGCCGCAUAUCCAUUCGCUCCGUACUUGUCUGAUGGGAUUGGACGCCGUGCAACGAUAUUUGUUGGUUCAAUCAUUACUCUCAUCGGAGUCGCCAUCCAGUCUGCCGCGCAGAAUAUUGGCAUGUUCAUCGGAGGACGUUUCCUCAUCGGGUUCGGUGUUUGCUUCGCUGCUAAUGCCGCGCCGAUGCUGGUCACCGAAAUCUCAUAUCCCACCUACCGUGCGCCUCUCACGUCUGUGUACAACUCGCUUUGGUACUCCGGGAACGUGAUCGCGUCGUGGACGACAUAUGGCACGGCUUACAUCCCUAAUGAAUGGUCGUGGCGCAUUCCGUCGAUCAUUCAGGGGAUACCGUCAAUUAUUCAAUUCUUCUUCGUUCUUCUGGCACCGGAGAGUCCUAGGUGGCUCAUAUCCAAGGGCAGAGAGGCAGAGGGCCUACAGGUCCUCGCUUACUACCAUGCCGAUGGUGACGAUCAAGACCCGCUUGUGCAGUUCGAGUUCGAAGAGAUCAGAGCCGCCAUUGCGUUUGAUCGUGAAGUAAACAAGGACGUCGGCUGGCUCAGUCUCUUCAAGACUCCUGGAAACAGAAAGCGGCUUAUCAUUGCUGUCGCCAUUGGAUGGUUCUCCCAGUGGUCCGGUAAUGGGCUUGUGUCAUACUAUCUCAAUAAGGUAUUCGACACUAUCGGAAUUACCAGUACCUCUACGCAACUGCUCAUUACUGGCAUCCUCGCUAUAUGGAACCUCGUCAUCUCAAUCGGUGCCUCGUUCCUGGUCGACAGAGUCGGACGCCGACCCCUCUUCCUCUUGGCGACCGGGGGCAGUCUUGUAUUCUUCAUUCUGCAGACCAUCUGCUCAGCGCAAUACGCGCUCCACGAGCAGCCGGCUGCUGCGCACGCUGUCAUCGCGUUCAUAUUCCUAUACUACGGAUUCUAUGAUCUUGCCUACACGCCUCUAAUUGUAACCUAUACCGUCGAGAUUAUGCCGAACUCGCUCCGGGCGAAGGGCCUCACCAUAUACAGUGUCGGCGUUUCGCUCGCAUUGAUCUUCAACCAAUAUGUCAAUCCAGUCGCCCUACAGAGGCUUGCCUGGAAGUACUACAUCUUCUACUGCUGUUGGAUCGCCUUCGAGUUCGUGUUCAUCUACUUCCUGCUCGUGGAAACCAAGAACCGCACCCUGGAAGAAACCGCGGCCUUGUUCGAUAACAAAGAUCUGGCCAAGGAAGUCGCCGAGGCUAUCGAGGGGCCUUUGCACGAGGGAGACCACAAAGGGUCCGUGUCCGAGAAGGCAUCAGAAACAGCAAUAGAGGAAGUCAUUGCCGCCUGA
This is a messenger RNA of Fomitopsis serialis, 1617 nucleotides long. Its product is annotated as hexose transporter. Bases 1 to 1617 code for a protein of 538 amino acids. NCBI's taxonomy places the organism in Eukaryota, Fungi, Basidiomycota, Agaricomycetes, Polyporales, Fomitopsidaceae. Gene Ontology annotation, cellular component: membrane. The transcript is spliced from 12 exons. Gene Ontology annotation, biological process: transmembrane transport; carbohydrate transport. The record is from RefSeq and is a predicted model, not a curated record. Gene Ontology annotation, molecular function: carbohydrate:proton symporter activity.